AUGUCACAUUGGCCUGAACAGCCAAAUGACAUAAUUAUAAAAUGGAUAAAGGACCACAGCCCUUCUUUAGUUGUAGCUGAUUUUGGUUGUGGGGAUUCACAGCUUGCGAGAAGCGUCAAGAAUAAAGUCUUCUCCAUUGAUCCUGUCCAAUGUAUGUGCUCAAGUUUAAAUGAAAAAUAUAACUUAAAUUUAUCUUUGAAUAUGGAAAGAUUUUGUAAGCACAAUUAUGCUACAUCAACUCCAAGAGCAAGAGCGACAGUUGAAUUAGAAGACUCCACAGGCUCAAUCACAGCAUCAAUUAUUGGAAACCCUGCUGAAACAUUCCUCAAAUGCCCAGCCAAAGACCUGAUGAAACAAACUUCUGAGGAACACAUGGGGAGCAGCUCUAUAAUCCAGGCCCCAACUGCAUAA
Messenger RNA from Fraxinus pennsylvanica, 411 nucleotides. The record is from the annotation of a GenBank genome assembly. NCBI's taxonomy places the organism in Eukaryota, Viridiplantae, Streptophyta, Magnoliopsida, Lamiales, Oleaceae.